GUAGCGCGCAGGCGCCGCACGCUGUCAAUUCAGCGCGCGGAACAGGACUUGGAAGUGGAAGUUGGGGGAUUUGUGUGCUCUCCGUUCCAUCUUUACAGGCUUCAUUACUGCCCAAACUUUGCCUUUAUUGUCCGGUUUAUCAGACAACAUGUGGAAUCAAGGAGGCUACAAUGAAAGCAUGGUCGGAGGAUACAACCAGUCCCCAGGAGGCUUUGCGUCACCUGCUUUAUCCCAGGGAGGAGAAAAGAAAGGGAGGACACGUGCCACACAGAUAAUCCCAUGCACAGUGUCUCAGUUGAUGUCUGCUGUCCAAGCUGAUGAGGCCUUCAGGGUGGGAGAGGUGGAGGUGGCCCAGGUUACCAUUUUGGGUGUUAUCAGAAGCACAGACAAAUCCAUGACAAACAUCCAGUACAAGGUGGAUGACAUGACAGGUGCUCCGAUGGACGUAAAGCAGUGGGUGGACACAGAGGAUCCCAGUGUUGACAGCACUGUGUUGCCCCCAGGCACUUACGUCAAAGUUUCUGGAAACCUGCGCUCCUUUCAGAAUCAUAGGUCUUUGGUGGCGUUCAGUGUGAGGCCGCUUGAGGACCUGAACGAAAUCACUUCGCACAUGCUGGAGGUGGUGCAAGCGCACAUGAUACUCAGCAAACCACAGACCGCGAUGAGUGGUGGGACAGGAGCAGGAACCAACUCCAGCACGCUCGUGUCACGACCUGGCAUGGGGAACAUGGCAUCAAUGGGUGGGGCCUAUAUGGGUGGCAAUGACAUGGGUGCCAAUGGUUUAAACCCAAAUCAGAAUCAGGUGCUGAGGUUGAUAAGAGGCUGCCCAGAUGCCCAGGGCAUCAGCAUUCAAGACUUAAAGCAGAGACUCAGUGGCAUGAGUCUGGCUGUCAUCAAGGAAGCAGUGGAGUUUCUGAGCAACGAAGGUCACAUUUUCUCCACCAUCGAUGAAGAUCACUACAAAUCGACAGACAAUGACGACUAGACGUCUGCAACUCCUGCAUGUCACACACCAAUGAGUUAAUCUCUCAAGCUCAAUCUGACAUACGUCAUUAAGUACAAACUGUCACUCAAAGAUUGAACCUAAAUCUCAAACUGUCAGACUUGUUCGACGCCAUAGGACCAAGUGAAAUGACGAGUGUUUUACUGUAAAGGUACUGUGGUGGUUGAUGUUUGUUGAACAACAUAUGGUUUAAGUUUUGUGGCCUAAGUGUUCACACAUCCUGUUUUAUUUUGGUUGCUUCUGCUAUUUUGCAACACAGGCCGGAUGGUUUUACUCUUAAAGGCUAUGUCAGCAGUUAAUACUACAAUUACAGAUUUCCCUCCUCUAUUAAAAAAGUAUAUUGUAAUUUUAAUGAUUUGGAUUACAGUUACACAGUAUAUUUUUGUUAUUUUGUUCAUGUAACAUUUUGUAACAAUUAAAAUACCUUACAAACCAUACAUAGAUCUGUCUUGUUUAUCAUACAGAAUGAAAUCAUAGCUCAACAGAUAAACAAAAUAAACAUCCUCAAGUGA
Molecule: messenger RNA, 1515 nt
Organism: Myripristis murdjan (pinecone soldierfish)
Lineage: Eukaryota; Metazoa; Chordata; Actinopteri; Holocentriformes; Holocentridae
Gene: rpa2
Product: replication protein A2
Exons: 9
Coding region: 149-985 (278 amino acids)
Biological process (GO): nucleotide-excision repair; DNA replication; double-strand break repair via homologous recombination
Cellular component (GO): chromosome, telomeric region; DNA replication factor A complex; nucleus
Molecular function (GO): single-stranded DNA binding
Source: RefSeq, a predicted model, not a curated record